This is a messenger RNA of Sphenostylis stenocarpa, 1224 nucleotides long. NCBI's taxonomy places the organism in Eukaryota, Viridiplantae, Streptophyta, Magnoliopsida, Fabales, Fabaceae. The record is from the annotation of a GenBank genome assembly.
AUGGCUGCAGCGAACAGUGGAAAAUUUGAUGGGGGAGAUGAAACUCACAAUUGUUUCCAGGAAGGAAGUGAAAGCAAAGAUUGGGGAAUUGAAAAGGGAAAGGGCGUGGAUUCAAGCUCUCAGAGGCGUCAAUGGAAGCCAGUUUUUGAUGAUACUUCCAUUUCAUACAAUAGACCUCUGAAGAAAAUCCGCAGCCCCGAUCGCCAUAACACAAGCCAAUCUUCUUCCUCUUCUUCUUCUGUUCCUUUUCAACCUUCUCCUCUCUCUACCCCUCCUUCAUCCUCUUCAAGAAUUGUGUUCCCUUUCGCCUUCAACGGUUCCCAACACCCAAUGCAAUUCCCUCACCAAUUCGGAGCCACAAAUUCGCCUUUUCCUCUCCCCUCUUUCCAAAACCAACAACAGAUGAUAUCAUUCGGGUCCCAACAACAAAAUCUUCCCUUUCCACCAAUCAUGGCCCGAGAUUCUUCUUUUCUACACCACCACCAUCAGCAGCAGCAUCCACAGCAACUUCUUCAGCAUUGGAGAGACGCGCUGAAUCUAAGUCCCAGAGGAAUGUUAACCCAUUUGGGGCCAGAUGGAAGGCCAUUGUUUAGGCCUCCAUCGCAGCCCAUAAACACGACCAAGCUCUACAGAGGAGUGAGGCAACGCCAUUGGGGAAAAUGGGUCGCUGAAAUUCGUCUUCCUCGAAACAGAACGCGUCUCUGGCUAGGCACAUUCGACACGGCGGAGGACGCCGCCAUGGCCUACGACCGUGAAGCUUUCAAACUCCGAGGAGAAAAUGCCAGACUAAAUUUCCCCGAAAUGUUCAAAAACAAACAAGUUCAAGAAGAACCUUCUUCACCCGUUCAAAACCAGCAUGCAGAUGAACCCGUUCCUGAAGGCCGUGACAUGCCAAGAGAAGAGUCUAACGAGAAUGACUCGGGAAUUGGAUCGAGUGACGCCACUGUGAGUGAUGAGGUUCAUGCUGCUGCUGCAGAAGGAGGUGAAGGGGUUUCUCAGGAACUUGUUUGGGGAGAAAUGUCUGCUUGGUUCAAUGCUAUUCCUGCAGCUUGGGGACCCGGUAGUCCUGUGUGGGAUGAUUUGGAUCCCACCAAUAAUCUUCUUUACCAAUCACACGUUCCUUUUUCAAAUUCCAAUCAGCAAGAGUUCAAUUAUGCUACUAAUGAUGCUCAGAGACAUGAACACAACACAGGACCAGGUUACUUAUGGAAGGAUCAGGAUUGA